AUGCACAUCGGGACGGAAACGUACGUGUCGGCACACGUGCUCGACAUAAGUGGCAAAAAGACUCAGUUACGUGUGACAAAGAAGUAUGGCAAUCUGGUAAUGUGCUACGUGGAUGACGUGGUAAUAGCGACGCCUACACUGGAAGAUCACAUCGAGCGACUGGAAGAGGUAUUUGCAUGCAUGAAGAGGUCGGGGCUAAAGUGCAAACCAUCAAAGUGCGAAAUAAUCAAGGAUUCAAUAAAAUACUUGGGGAGGAUGGUGGACAGGCACGGCAUCAGACCAGUUCCAGAUGCAGUUGAAACAGUGCUGACUUGGAAAUCGCCAAAAACAGAACACCAAUUGAUGAGCUUCCUGGGUUUCGCGAAUUGUUACAUGGAAUUCAUCAAGGGUUAUGCGGAUAAAGUAUACCCGAUGCAACAAUUAAUGAGACACAAGGGCAAGAAGUUCACGUGGAACAACGCAGCUGAAGAAUCAUUCCAGAGAAUAAAGAAAGAGUUGUGCGAGGCAAAAGUGUCAGGGAUGCCAACGGAGAAAGGGAUGUACGUGCUGGAUACGGAUGCGUCGUCUUCCAAUUACGAGAUAGCUCGACAAGUCAGGCAAACCGAUACAAGAUCAAAAGAGCAUCCAGAGAAAACAAUCUUGAAGAAGACCCGAGGGAUGCCGAUGGGGAUAAUGCUCAAGUCAAAAAUUGUGAGAGAGACGCUCAAGGCGAAAGGCUAUGAUCUCAACAAGGUAGAAGCGGGAGAAGCACAGAUAGAUGAGGACUUGAUGAGAUUACUCGAGAAACUGGCAGACGAUAAACCCGUGAUCGAAAGAAAGGGCAAGGAGGAACCGGAAGUCACGAUAUUGCGAAGGAGUGAGACAGUCGGCGGCGAAAACACCUCAGGAGAGAGUAAUCCUGAUGGUAAAGAAAUCGUGCAGUCACUGGAGGAAGAUGAACACCUUGGAAUAGGUCAAGAGUCCGGGGAGUGGUGGCCCACAGAGGAAGAAGAUGCUGGAGAAGAAAAAUUGUCCGGGGAGUGUGAAGAAUGGGAUGAAGAUUCGGAGGGCAGCAGCGACGACCAAGAUAGUCUGUGCAUGAUACUGGCGGAAGAGAAGAUGAGACACCGCGACAGGGAGCUGCAGACGGAUCCCUCAUCAGGAACACACAAUUUGGAUCAGCUUGGAAGAGCUUGA
Messenger RNA from Symsagittifera roscoffensis, 1176 nucleotides. RefSeq lists its product as uncharacterized. The record is from RefSeq and is a predicted model, not a curated record. The coding region runs from base 1 to 1176 and encodes 391 amino acids. The transcript has 4 exons. NCBI's taxonomy places the organism in Eukaryota, Metazoa, Xenacoelomorpha, Acoela, Convolutidae.